Molecule: messenger RNA, 1439 nt
Organism: Alosa alosa (allis shad)
Lineage: Eukaryota; Metazoa; Chordata; Actinopteri; Clupeiformes; Clupeidae
Product: cerebellin-3-like
Exons: 1
Coding region: 130-882 (250 amino acids)
Molecular function (GO): protein binding
Source: RefSeq, a predicted model, not a curated record
CUGCUACUACUACUACUACUACUACUACUACUACUGCUACUACUACUACUAUUAAUACUCUACUACUACUACUGCCACAAGAACUACAACUGCUGCUACUUCUGUGUUAGACAGAGAGUUUCAAUAAGUAUGAGGGCUACAAUCUCACUGCUGGUGCUGCUGUUCUUCAUGUGUGAAGUUCAGACAGAGAGCCAGAGCACUGGGACUGCUGCUGCUGCUGCGGUCACUAUCCAGCUGGACGUCUCUGCUGAGCUCAGGGAACUCAGAGACAUGGUGGUGGAGCUGAGAACGACUUUGAGUUUCACCCAGAAUGAGCUUCAGAACACCAAAUCUCUACAAACAGAGGUGGCCGUGCUGAAGGCCAGACUGACUGCUACUGAAACUGAAGUGCUGAAUCUGAGGAAGGAAACUGCAGCACAAGAGGCAGUGCUGACAGCAGUAAAGACCAGACCAGUGGAGAAAGAGAUCACAGAGCAACCCAAGGUGGCAUUCUCAGCAGCUCUGGGUCAAGGAUACAUCGAGUCUGGGAAAACUGAGCUGAACUUGGUCUUCACUAAAGUCAUCACCAAUGUCGGAGAGGCCUACAGCAGCAUGACAGGCUUCUUCACAGCUCCAGUCAGGGGAGUCUACUACUUCAGAUUCACUGUCAUGGAUACACCAUCCGCAAACCAUUUGUACAUCAAGAUGUGUAAGAAUGGAGAGCGGAUCAUGUGGUUAACAGAGUAUGAUGCACAUGGAACCCGCACCUAUGUGUCCGGUGGUUUAACUCUGCAGCUGGAGGUGGGAGAUGUAGUUAACAUGCGACUCCCUGCAGGCUACAGGCUCUAUGAUAAUGUUGAUAAUCACAGCACCUUCAGUGGCUUUCUGAUCUUUCCUCUCUGAAUGGAACACACUGCUCAACAUGAUGCUGAUGCUGACAAGUCAUAAAUAAAGUACAAAUGAUUACGAGCAAACAAACCAAAGAUCCUUGCUUUAACCCUCUCUGAACAAACCCUGUUGUUCUUUUCGUUGUUCUUGCUUUGUGAUGAUUGCACACUUGAAGCAUUAGUAAAGCAAAGACAAAUACAUAGAAUACUGCAGUCUAAGUAGGAACUAAGGCAUACAUGGGCAACAUACGGCCCGCGGGCCACAUCCGGCCCGUGGGCUUUCCCUGAUCAGCCCGCGUAAGGUUCGUGAAAGAACAAUAGUCAGGAGCCUAGCAUAGAGAUAAUGCACGCAAAUGAAUAACGUUGCUUUUAUUUUGAAAGCGACUGCUAUUUGUACACCCAUACAUUUGUCUGUGGAUGCAUACGAUGUAAACACCCUCACUUAUGUGCUGGUGAAUAGAAUUUAUGCUUCUGCGUCGACACAAUGCAGUUGCCUUUAAGUCGGCGUAAACCUUUCAAAGUUUCCUGCUCCUGCUGUUUGUUGGCGAAACGAAGUGUUAAUUUCAAAACGUU